Acanthocheilonema viteae is the source of this 1428-nucleotide messenger RNA. The record is from the annotation of a GenBank genome assembly. NCBI's taxonomy places the organism in Eukaryota, Metazoa, Nematoda, Chromadorea, Rhabditida, Onchocercidae.
AUGAACACCUUUUUCCCAACUUCUGAUUUCACUUUAAAAUCAGAACUGCGAUUCGCUCGGAAGACUGUCCCAUCACGUCAGAACUGCACCGUUGCACUCACCCCGCUUGAAGGCCCUGUCCCCACCAGGACUGCAUCGCUGCCCUCACCUCAACGAUCGCAAAUCUUGACUACAUCUAACAAAGACCGCAAAAUACCUGACCCGAGCCGCAUUUGUGCUGUUCCACCGGAUCCGGAACGUCAUCUUCUAGCAAUAACAAAUUAUUUGCUUUCAAAAAAAAGCAAAAUGGUGGAUGUAGAUCAGCUUACCAAUGAAGAGAUUCGAGACCAACUUAUGAGACAUGGUUGUGAUCCUGGACCUGUCGUUGGAAGUACUAGAAAUGUCUAUGCAAAUAAGUUACGGCGUUUGUUAGAAGGAUCAGAUGUUGCGGUACUAUCUGAGAGAACAGCGUCUGACGCCGCAGGAGCUGGAAAUCUUAAAUCUACACCAAAACGUGGAGAUGUAUCAAACAGUUCACAGAAGUCACGCUCACCAAGGCGCGCUACUCGUUCUUCCGCUCAAGAAAUAUCCAGUCUAUCAAAGGUUCAAAAUAUACCGCUAAAUUCUAAGAUAUCGCCUGCGUCAGUGAAAGCUGCGGAUGUUUCUUCAGUGAAUUCACAUAUAAUUUCCGAUUCUAAACAGUUAUCACCGAAGUCGUAUAUUGUUCAACCAUCUGUUCCUGUUCUUCCGAAAUCCCGUGUAGAGCUUGAAUUCGAAACUCGUACAGAAGUCAACACGGUUCCAGAAUCUAACCGUUCUCCAUCAAGAGCAAGUGUAACUUCUGAAUCUGCAUCUCUGGAUGUAAUUUCAAAUUCUUUCAAAAAAUCCACGGUCCCAGAAUCUAACCGUUCUCCAUCAAGAGCAAGUAUAACUUCUGAAACUGCAUCUCUGGAUGUAAUUUCAAGUUCUUUCAAAAAAUCCAAACCUUUCCCAUUUGAAACAGUACCGAAAGUUUACCGUACUACACCUACAACACGUUUCACAUCCUUGCGAGAUAAUUGGGAGAAUGGAAAAAUUAGCGAUGGUUCAGAUGAUGAUUUACGUGGUGAAGAAAGUUCACGUAUUUUGCUGCCUAGUUGGAAAGAGGAUCAUACAUAUUCGGUUCGAUAUGAUUCAAAACAAAACCCAGCGACACGUCGUUCUCUGGAUGAGAAUUCGACAGCUCACUAUAGUCAAACAUCACACUAUAAUUCAGCAGUGUUUGAAAAUUCUUACAAUGGAUACGGAAAUCGACGUAGUGGUUUGGUGGAUAAGGAAAAGACAUCACGAAGCUAUGGAAAAAUCGGUCUCUCUUUUCUUUUCAUUAUCACAACUAUUAUUUUUGUGUUCUUCGUCGUACAGAACUAUGUCGAACUAGAACGUGGUGAAGGUAACAAGGAAGAAUUUUAA